Phasianus colchicus (ring-necked pheasant) is the source of this 2723-nucleotide messenger RNA. The record is from RefSeq and is a predicted model, not a curated record. Lineage: Eukaryota; Metazoa; Chordata; Aves; Galliformes; Phasianidae.
UGUUAUUGUUGAAGAUUACUCAGAUGCCUUCUGUCCAUUUUCUGCCUCACAUGCUAUGUCAUGAAAGCUUUGAUACACUUAGUACAUAAUUUAAAUGAAUGACUACUUUAGCAAGCAUAAUGGAAGGCACGCAUACUAUCCUUCAAUUGCACAAACCCAUAAUGGAGCUUUGUUACAUCAGCUUCUAUCUUCCAGAGGGAAAAGUCAGAGGAUUUACUUACAGGGGCUGUGUGACUCUGGAUAGAACCAGUAAACGUUUCUGUAAUUGCUAUAAAGUACAGGAGAGGUUGGAAAUGAGAGAACAGCCGUAUGAAAACUUCAGAGAUAUUAUUUUCAUGCAAACUACAACAAAAGACAUUCUCACUGAGUUGUACAGACUAAUUGCUGAAAAGGAAAAACUGUUAUCCAGUCUUUUGAGAUCACAUCAUAUUCUGGGCCUUAACAAGGGAUAUCAGGAAGAAAAGAAACAGGCUGCUUCUGCAGUCACAAAACUUAACUGUGAUGAUUGUUCCAGUUUUGAACAUCAUCAGGAGUUCUUUCUGGAUUCUGCAAAGAGAGGCAAAUUAAAUGGCAAGAAAAUGAGGAAAUAUAGAAGAAAAGAGAGCUUUGAUGAACUCAGGCACUGGAAAGGGAGAAAUAAGUUACGUGAACAGCAUCCUUCUUUACUGAGGGGGCAAGGCAUGCAAGUAAAUAAUGAGAAGAUGCUCCCCACGAGACUACUUUCUACCAGGAGUUUUCCCAGUUUCUUUUCUGCCUCCAGUUGUGUAACAGCAAAAGGUAAAGACUAUUUAUCACCAGAUGUUGGUAUACAACCAGCAAGAGGGAUAAAAGAGGGGUAUUUUCCUGAAAGCAGCAAAGCUAUGAAACUGGAUGCUGACUUAACAAGUUCUGUAUCAAAAGACAAUGGUGAUAAAGUUGCAGCUGAACUACUGGAUAAUGCAGAAUGCGUUCCUGAAGUUAUAAAUGUACAGCAGAGUAUCAUGUUGGUAAAAUCAUCUCAGGACAAUUUAUCUAACAACCUAGAGAAAUUAAGCAAAUCUGCAGUUCCUAAAAUCUUGAAAAAUGUCAAGUGUACUGACCAAGUAUACAAGAAGAAACCAGGAUUCAGAAUUGCUGCUGAAGUACAGGAUUCAGAAGCUUGUGACAAAACUGCGAAAACCCAUGCAGAGUCAUUAUCUGAUUUUCACCAGAAAAUGGUUUCUCCUGUUCUCACAACAGUACAUAAUGUAUUUGGAUCAAGAACUGAUGGAUAUUUAGCAGAUGAAGCUGCUGGAUACUCUAGGAACAGUGUGCUGCAGGAAGAAGAGCAAGAUGGCUCUGUUUUGAAGUACAAAGCAGAGAGAGUGCACAUUACCGAUGAGUCAUGCAACCUUGUGGGAGCAGUCAAUAAAGCUCUUCUGAAAGUUAUACGGAGUGACAGUUUAGAUGAAGCUGCAGAAUGGAAGAGACUGAAACAAAUUACAAGAGUAGACAAAAACCUGCCAGGCUCAGUAUAUGAGAAAAGAACCACGGUAUCCUGGGGAAACAACAAGCAUUUAUUUCUGAACCUGCCUGUAAAUGAAGACCCUGAUGUUUCUCAGACAAGUAAUAAGCUGGAAGAGAAAAAGCUGCAUUCACCUUCGUUAGUAGCAGUGAGUAAUGUUUUUAGCAAUUCCUAUCUGCUAUCUAAUACACACAAACAAAUGUCACCUAUUCCUUCUCCAUUAUCUUCAAGACUGCCUACCCCGCAGCUGCAUCAUCGGAUUCUCCCAUUACCUGCACAGAACUCUGAAGACGAACCUAUGUUUGGUGACUACUGCAGUGGGAGGCAAAGUGCUAUAAACCUCUCUUUCAAUGAUUUGGAGCCACCAUUUUAUCUGAAGUUUUCUGAACCUGGAGAACUGGGAUUUGCCAUCAGACAACCACGCUUACAUCAGAAUGCAACUGCAGGGCAAUUUGAAAAGCGCACUCUACAAGAGAGACUAACUACUCAAACAAAGCAGAAUUUCUGUGCAGUAGAGACUGCUUUAAAAGAUGACUUCACUGAACGGCUGACAAAUUUGGAUGUGGCAAACAGAGAUGAAGAUACCUGGGUCUUGGAUAGCAGACUGGGACUGUCAAGCCCGUUUGCUCAUUCAAGUGAGAAGGAGAAGAUCAACAGGAAUGCAUUGCAUUUGAGUUUGGAAUUGAAUUGGCACUACGCCGAUGGACGUCACCGAGCGCAGUGUGGCAGCGUUGGGCUGUUGCUGCCGGAGCCGCUGACCUGUCCCCGCGCUGGCUGGCUGCCCGCACGCAGCUCGCGGCGCUGGGAGCGGUGCCUGCGCUCGGUGCCACCUGCCCGCGGCUCCCGGACGGCUCUGGUAACACGAAACCAGUCCUGCUGGGUGUUGUUCGUGGCCCUGCAGGCUGAAGUCUGCAUUUCAAAUGAGACCUGCCGCACAGCGGGAGGGAGUCUCUCCUUUUCCUUCCUUGCUCGGUUUCGAGGUGCUCGCUCGGGCCAGCCGAGACCCGAGAGCACCGCACAGCAUUUGCAGUGGAAACUUCAGAAUUCGCACCUCGGGUUUUCACUUGGCAGUCUUUCCGGGAUGAUGACUUUACCUCGGAAGAGCCUUAUCCACGCGGAAGGCCCGUGCAGAGGAGCGCUCGCGGAGCUCCCCGCCGCAGGUUCCCAGCCCGCGUCCUGCUACGAGGAAGUAGCGCACCGCCACUGCGCGCUGCCCCGGCUGGGAACCGCGUUUAUAUAG